This is a messenger RNA of Naegleria gruberi, 1458 nucleotides long. RefSeq lists its product as uncharacterized. NCBI's taxonomy places the organism in Eukaryota, Heterolobosea, Eutetramitea, Acrasida, Naegleriidae. The transcript is spliced from 3 exons. Gene Ontology annotation, biological process: L-serine catabolic process; L-threonine catabolic process. The coding region runs from base 1 to 1458 and encodes 485 amino acids. The record is from RefSeq and is a predicted model, not a curated record. Gene Ontology annotation, molecular function: L-serine ammonia-lyase activity; threonine deaminase activity.
AUGAUGAUGAUGAAUCAAAAGAGAAUAUCUGCCGUUAGAUCAUUGAUGAAGAAUGUUAAUGGCAAGAAUUCCAUCAUCAUGAUGAAUAAGUGUUCCAAUAUGAUGUUGAUGAAGAAUAAUUAUCACUCGAGUUUGUAUCAAUCGAUGAAGGUUGUUCAUCCGGUUGAGAUUGCUGCUACACCAGAGAAUAAGGAUACUUCACUUCCAACUGCUGAGGAAAUUCAAUUUGUUGCUCCUAUUGAAGAUGGUGGUUUGUCGUCGACUGCUCAUGUUUCCUUCUAUGAUAUUGAAGAAGCCUUUGCAAGAAUUAAACCACUUUUACCUCCAACCCCACUGCAAGAAUCAGCUGUUUUAACACAAGAAAUAUUCGGACAACAAAAGAACGUUUUGCAUCCUAGAAAGGUCUUUUUGAAAUAUGAAAAUAAGCACAUGACUGGAAGUUUUAAGGAAAGAGGAGCUAUUAACAAGUUAGCUGCUUUGGAUACAGAACAAAGAAAGAGAGGUGUUGUUGCCUCAUCUGCUGGUAACCAUCCACUUUCUAAAGUGGCCGGAACAAAGAGAUAUGGAGCUGAAGUAGUAUUAUUCGGAGAAAGUGUCGAUGAUGCCUAUCAAGAAGCUUUGAGAAUUAAGGAGGCAGAAAAUAGAGUUCUCGUCCAUCCAUUCAACGAUGACGCCAUUAUUGCUGGCCAAGGAACAUUAGGUUUGGAACUUUUGGAACAAUCACCAUAUAUUGACACAAUCGUGUGUCCAAUUGGUGGAGGUGGUCUUAUCAGUGGUGUUGCCAUUGCUUGUAAGACUGUUAAUCCAAAGAUUAAGGUUUAUGGUGUUCAAACUGAAAAUGUUCCUUCCAUGGUUACUGCCAAAAAGAAUAGAAAAUCCACAACUGUUCCUUUCCAUGCUACCAUUGCUGAUGGUAUUGCUGUUAGAAGAAUUGGUGAUUUGACAUUCCCAAUUAUUGAUCAAUUUGUCGAUGAUAUUGUUACUGUCACGGAAAGUGAAAUUGCUCACGCUGUUCUCGUCCUUUUGGAAAGAGAAAAGACUCUCGUAGAAGGAGCUGGUGCUACUCCAGUUGCUGCCCUUUUGAGUGGAAAGUUAGAGGAAGUGACAAAGACAAGCAGUGGUUCUCAUCGUGUCUGUUGUAUACUUUCUGGAGGUAAUAUGGAUGUUGGUACUGUUAGAGAUAUUAUCGAUAGAGGUUUGGCACAAAGUGGUCGUUUAGUUCGUUUGAGAACUGUCGUUCCUGACGUUCCAGGUCAAUUAGCUAAGGUUUUGACACUUUUGGGAGAACUUAAAGUCAACAUUAGAGAAGUUGACCACGAAAGAAAUUACAAUGUUCCUGUUGGUUAUACUGGUACUGUUAUUACAUGCCAAACAAGAGGUUUUGAACACAUUGAAAAUGUCAAGAAUAGUCUCAUUCAACACGGUUUCAGUUUUGAAAUGAUUCAGUGUCAUGAUUAA